UGUUGUCGUCAGGCGGACUGCAGCCGCAGCGGCCGCCUCACCGCACCGCGUUCCCGGCCGUCACCUCAGAGGAAAACGCCCAGAAGCUUCUAGGCUCCGGCGCGCGCGCGCGCGGCUGCGGGACCGAGCAGAUUAUUGGCCAACAAUGAGUAUUCUCUUUGAGAGGAAAUGAUUUCAUCAGCAGAUACAGAGCAGGCAUUGAAAUAUACAAAGAUUUCAGUGGUGUUCCCAUCAAUAGUUGUUGGGUGUGAAAAUCCUUGAAAACCAUUGAGUAACUGGAAAUAAAAACAAUUUCUGGUAGAUUUCCUUUGACGAGGUUCAUCAUGACUACAUCAGCUAUUAGACGGCAGAUGAAAAACAUAGUGAAUAAUUAUUCUGAAGCUGAAAUUAAAGUGCGUGAGGCGACCUCCAAUGAUCCCUGGGGACCUUCUAGUUCCUUAAUGACUGAAAUUGCAGAUCUAACUUACAAUGUUGUGGCAUUUUCAGAAAUAAUGAGUAUGAUAUGGAAGCGUCUUAAUGAUCACGGCAAGAAUUGGCGACAUGUUUACAAGGCCCUGACGCUGUUAGACUAUAUGAUAAAGACUGGAUCUGAAAGAGUUGCACAACAGUGCAGAGAAAACAUAUUUGCCAUUCAGACCCUGAAAGACUUUCAGUACAUUGAUCGUGAUGGCAAAGAUCAAGGCAUAAAUGUACGUGAGAAGUCAAAGCAACUUGUAACUUUGUUGAAAGAUGAUGACCGGCUUAAGUCAGAGAGAACACAGGCUCUUAAAACAAAAGAACGUAUGGCUCAAGUAGCCACAGGAGUAGGAAGCAAUAAUCAAAUUACUUUUGGUCGUGGGUCUAGCCAGCCUAACCUGUCCACCAGUUAUUCAGAACAUGAGUAUGGAAAAUCAGGAGGAUCACCCGCUUCAUAUCAUGGUUCAACCUCUCCACGAGCUUCUUCAGAGUUGGAACAAGCUAGACCACAAACGAGUGGGGAAGAAGAACUUCAACUACAGUUGGCUUUAGCCAUGAGUAGGGAAGCAGCAGAACAGGAGGAUCGCCUUCGCCGUGGUGAUGAUCUUCGACUUCAGAUGGCCUUGGAGGAGAGUCGCAGAAAUUCGUCUGUAUUAGCGGGCAGCACUGCUCCGAAGAAGAAAAAGGCAUCCAUGGUUUCCCUCAUGGAUCCCGCUCCAGCAGCAACAUCGAAGAAAAAUGGACUCUGGGAAAUAUCUGUGAGACCGGUUCUAAUGGACAAAACUGACCCCUGGGGAGGAGCAGGUAGCCCAGUAGCUUCUGACCCAUGGCAAUCACUUGAUUCCAAGCCGACUGCCACUAUUGAUCCUUGGGGUGCUUCUGCUUCUGCUUCUGCUUCUGCUUCAUCUGCGCCACAAACACUUCAUCAAAGUGUAGACCCAUGGACUUCGCAGAGCACAUCUGCUGCUGUGGCAUCUUCAACUGAUCCCUGGGGAUCAGCUCCAUCAGCUGAUUCUAUUUCUGGGAGUACAGCUUUUGACCCCUUCAGCGCGUUAAAUGGUGCAGUAAAAGAUGACUUUGCUGAUUUUGAGGAACUUCGGGCUAACUCAAAAAAGCCAGGUGAGACCGAUGUGUUGGGAGGAAGUUCCAGACCAAGUGGAUCAAUUAGCCCAGAUCUCCUUGACAAUCAACUCAGUAGUUCAGCACCAGCAAAACAGACUACAGCUCGGAAAACUCCAGAAUCCUUCUUGGGCCCUAAUGCAGCUUUAGUGAAUCUGGAUUCUUUGGUAUCCAAACCUAUCCAACCUUCCAGUACAUCUAAUCCUUUUUUGGCUUCAGGUUCAACUCCAGUCCAGACCACUCAGAUAAAUCCCUUUCAAGUUAACCAGCCACAGCCUCCUACUCUGAACCAAAUGCGAGCAAGUCCUUUGAUGGCCACAGGACAGUCUACGUUUGGUACUAUACCUUCUGUUAAUAUGGAGUCUACACUCACUUCCAUGUCAGCACCAGUGGCAAUGGGCAUGGUUCCAGUGCCAAUGAUUGGUAGGAUGGGUACACCAAUGAACAUUACUGGAACAAUGCCCCAGACACUUGUAUCUACAGGCAUUCCUCCGCCUACAUCCCAGCCCUCUACAACUAACCCUUUCCUAUUAUAA
This is a messenger RNA of Mobula hypostoma (lesser devil ray), 2111 nucleotides long. RefSeq names its product epsin 2 (gene epn2). The record is from RefSeq and is a predicted model, not a curated record. NCBI's taxonomy places the organism in Eukaryota, Metazoa, Chordata, Chondrichthyes, Myliobatiformes, Myliobatidae. Gene Ontology annotation, cellular component: plasma membrane; endosome; clathrin vesicle coat. Gene Ontology annotation, biological process: endocytosis. Gene Ontology annotation, molecular function: clathrin binding; phospholipid binding. The transcript is spliced from 9 exons. Bases 324 to 2111 code for a protein of 595 amino acids.